AUGGCUGACCUUCCAGACUCCAACCUGUUUGCCAACGAACCGAAUCCGAAAAUGGGUAAAAGGAGCAGAGAAGCUGAUAGCAAAAACAACAGCAAGCAUCCGAUUUAUAGAGGAGUUCGGAUGCGGGCAUGGGGGAAAUGGGUAUCCGAGAUCCGAGAACCCAAGAAGAAGUCUCGGAUCUGGCUUGGUACCUUCUCUGACCCGGAAAUGGCGGCACGUGCACACGACGUCGCUGCACUGUCCAUAAAAGGAAAGUCGGCGAUUCUUAACUUCCCCGACCUCGCCGGAAUUUUACCCCGACCGGAGUCUUGCUCACCACGUGACGUCCAGGCGGCGGCCACCAAAGCUGCCGCCAUGAACCACCUUAACCCAACCCCAUCCACACCCUCCACGUCAUCUUCAUCGUCGUACUCCGCCGUCUCCACUCUAACGUCGGAGGAGGUGUCAACUGGGUCACCGCCGGCGGAGGAGUUGGAUGAGAUAGUGGAACUACCGAGUUUGGGAGAGAGUUAUGACUCCGCCGAGUCAAGAAACGAUUACGUGUUUGUUGACUCGGGAUGGGACUACUACUCAUCGUCGACGCCGUGGCCGGAGAAUUACGACGGUGGGUAUUUCGCCGGAGAGCCGUUGUCCAUAUUAUCCUCCGAUACCUUCUUUCCCGACGCCUUAUCAUGGCAACAUUCUUAA
Messenger RNA from Cynara cardunculus var. scolymus (artichoke), 687 nucleotides. RefSeq names its product ethylene-responsive transcription factor TINY-like. Gene Ontology annotation, molecular function: DNA-binding transcription factor activity; DNA binding. The transcript has a single exon. Gene Ontology annotation, biological process: regulation of DNA-templated transcription. The record is from RefSeq and is a predicted model, not a curated record. The coding region runs from base 1 to 687 and encodes 228 amino acids. Lineage: Eukaryota; Viridiplantae; Streptophyta; Magnoliopsida; Asterales; Asteraceae.